Equus caballus (horse) is the source of this 3867-nucleotide messenger RNA. NCBI's taxonomy places the organism in Eukaryota, Metazoa, Chordata, Mammalia, Perissodactyla, Equidae. The record is from RefSeq and is a predicted model, not a curated record.
AUGUUGGCGGCGCCCGCUCGGCCCGAGGCGGCCCCUCACGCGCCGCGCCGCCGCCGCCGCAGCCGCGCGCCCCCCGAGCGCGGCCGCCGCCGCUCCGCCGUGUGCUCCGCGAGGCAGCGCCGAGGCGCGCGGGCCAUCCCGGGGGAGCACGACGCGGGGCACGGCCGCGGCCCGGGAGGGCGGGCGCCGCGCCGGCUCAGCCGAGCGCGCUGCGCCGCGGCCCCUCGCGGCCGCCCCGGGCCCGGCCGCGCCGCCAUCUUCCGUGCCUCGCAGUGCUCGCGCCCCGCCCGCCGGGGUCCCCGCGGCUCCGGGGAGGCCCUCCCGGCCGCGCGCGGCGCCCUCCGGAGCGCGGCGGAGCCCCGGGUGGGAGCAGCUCCGGGGCCGCUGGAAUCCGGGGCAGGACGUCUUGUUUGCCCGGGCGGCGGCUCCCCGGCCAAGCCUGCACCGGCGCCUGCGGGGACCCCCAGGGACCGACUUGAACUCGAGUCACCUUCUGGGGCCGCUGUCACCCGCAGACCCAGAGCCCUUGGGCGUGCCGGGUGGGCAGGCCUUCCCCACGGGAUGAACUGCGCCUCAGCCGCCGUGCCGGCACGCCGCCCCCGCCGCCCGCAGCGGUAUUUUAAGCCGGUGGUGGUGACCCGAGAUCGUGAAAACCUUGAAUGCCUGGUAAGAAAUUUCAACUUUAUUCUAAAGGCAUUGGCAACUGAAUGAAGGUUUUGGUUUUAGAGCGAGAGAAUGACACGUUCAGAGCAUUCUGAGGAAUGACUCAGAAAACUAUCCAGAGGAUGGCUGUAGUCGUCCAGAUAAGAGGCAAUGAUGGCAUGAGCAAAGCCAAUGACAGUGCAGAUGGAACACAAGGAACAGGUGCAAGAUUUAUUGUGGAGAUAAGAGUGGAACAACUUAGCAACCAAUGGGAUAUGAGGAUUGAUGGAGGCAAAAAGAUUGCAAGUGACUGGGAAAGUGUCUGGAAGGAUGAUGGUUCAUAACACACCAGAAUGGAUGAGAAGAAGAAGAAGUCUUAAGGUGAGCGGGGCAUGAUUAAAUUGGUGUUGCUGGUUAAAUAAACAGUUUCCAUUGGUUCUUUGCUGUGUGGUCCCUCCUGCUUUUCACCUUUCCCAACCCUCUGCAUCUUUAAAGGCUCAAAUUAGUCCUCACCUCUUCUAAGAAGGUUUAAUGAAAUGUUUCUUCUUCAAAACAGUUUUAGACUUAACUCAUUGGGAACUAUAUCUUUUUAGAGUUGGAAAGUACCUUUGGGGUCUUCCAGACGCUUCUACAACCUCCCCAAAAGUGAUCUUCCCUCUGUUUCAGUAUGUCUGGUGACAGAGUGCUCACCGUUGGGUAACUGUUCUAAAGUUCUACAAUUAGAGAAGACCUCCAGGAAGAAUCAAAUUUGCCUCUCUGGAAAUUCCAACGGUUAAUAUUAGUGCUGCCUCCUAGAGCUUCAUACGUCAAACUCCUCCUAUACAUGACAGCCCUUCAGACGCUUGAAGAUGGCUCUCAUGUCCUUCUGAAGACUUCUGUUCCUCAGAAUAUGCUGUUCUGGAUAUGGUUGCUAUAUAACACACUCUCCCCAAACUUAGCAGCUUAAAACAGUUUGAGAAAUGGUCAUCUGGGCAGUUCUGGCUCUGGUUCUAUCAUGAGGUUACAGUCAGAUGGUAACUGGAGCUGGAACCAUGGGGGACUGGAAUAGCCAGAGCAGGCCAGCCAUUUCUCUUUCUCUAGGUAGUUUCAAGGUUUCUCCAUAUGGUUUUUCUGCAUGCGUAGGCUUGAGCUUCCUCACGGCAUGGUGGCUCGGUUCCAAGAGAGCAUUUCAAGAGUACCAGCAUAACCUAUAUCAGCUUUUAUGACCUUACCUUUGAAUUCCUGUAGUGUCACUUCUGCCAUAGUUACACAAGUCCUCCCAAAUCCAUGGGGAGGACUAUGGUUCCCUUGUCUCAACAGGGGAAAUGUCAAAGUUAAUAUUUUAAGGAGAUCAUGUGAAGUAGGAGAUAUUUGUUAACAACGCUUUUGGGAAAAUACAAUCUGCUAUGUAAUAUAUUCCCUCAAUUGUCCUUGCCAUCCUCCUCUGAAAGUGUUUUAUAAUAAGGUGUAGGAAUUAGAUGGCCUGUGUUUGAGUCUUGUCUCACGUGUAGCCUGGAACAUGUUAUUUAACUCCACUAAUGUUCAAUCAGUUCAUAAGUAAGUGAGGAAUCUGAACUCGUACCACACAAGACAUAGUAUAAAUUUUUUUUGAGUAAAUGGCCAACAUGCAAUCUUCUACUUUUUCUGAGAACUGCUAUUCCCUUUCCUCCCACACCCCAGCCCUUGGUUCCUAGGCGUCAGCUGCCAUGUUUGAACCAUAUAACCCCACCUGCCUGGUACAGUUCGUUGGACCCUGAGGGCUAUUCGUGCCACAAGCUGAGUCUAUCAGAUUCUUCCUCCUGGAAAUCUGGGCUUUGGAUUCAGAGGGUUGUGACUGAGGGUAUGACCUUUGGAAUCAGACUGUCUGGUUUGAAUCCUGAACCUUCCCUUUCUGAACAAAAAAAUCUGUAUUAACUCUUCUGGGCCUCAAUUUUCUUAUUUGUAAAAUAAGAUGAUGGUGAUUGAUGAUGUAAAAGUAUUUACUUCAGAGGGUUGUUAUGAGGAUGAAAUGAGUUAAUUCCUGUGAAAUUCUCACCACAGCACUGUGAAUGAAGGCUGGCGCCUCCCUCAAGCCAACCUGAGGUCUGUGGAGUGGCUGUUUUAUUUUUCAUAGUCACAGGGAGGCCCAGAACACUGCUCUGAAGAAGAAAAAUCAUGAAGCCAUUGUGUAAAAGAGAGAAGAGAAAACUGUUUAGGUUUUGAAAACCUUCCAGGUUCCACUUCUAGGCUCUAUCAAGGCUGAGCUUCUUUCUUGCUCCUAGAUUCUACAAUGAGGAUAGAAUUAACCUGGGAAAAGUGUCAAUGUGACUGAGAAGACAAGAAGAUGCUCAAUGAACAGCAGCUAUUGUUAUACUUUGUCAGCGUGGGGAAUGUCAGUAAAUUACCCAAAAUAUUGCUGACAUCGCCAUCCAUCCAUAAGUCCCCUUCAGAAGGGGAAUAUUUAGAGUUGGAUACAUAGAUGAAAACAUGAUGAAAAAUGAAAGGCAGCAUCGUGCAAGGAGUAAAAGCAUGGACUUUGGAGUCAUGCAACCCAGGUUCCAUUUCCAGCUCUACCACUUGCAAGCUGUGAGACCUUGCUAAAGUCACUUAUCCUAUCUCUACUUGCCUUUCCUGAUCUCUAAAAUGGUGAUGAUGGUGGGACUUAUCUUGCUGUGCCAGACACACUUAGAUCAGGAUCUGGCACACCGUAUGCGUUGAAUAAGCAUCGGGUGUUGUUGUUGUCAUUAUUGUUGUUAUUACCAUCGUCAUCACUAUCAAUUUACUUAUUUAUCCAGGACUACCUUCAGCAAGCCAAGGUUACACAACAUUAUUCAAUAGAUGUGACCCUACCGUAUUCCUUAAGUGUCUGAGGUAUUUCAUGGUAUGAUAAAGAGUGGUCUUUAAAACGUUCCCCAAGAGAGUACACCCAGUACUGAUCAGCCCUCCCGGGAGCCCCUAAGAAGUGCACUCGAGGCCAAAAAGGGAACCUGUAGUCCUGCCACAUUGGCUCUGCAGGCCAGAUUGCUAGGAAGGGGUGGGGUGGGGGCCUUCCCAGAGCCUUUCCCUAGAAAGGAGGUCCCAAAGGGUGGGAGGGGAGCUUGCGGGAACAACCUCAGACAUUUGGCAAGCAGAAAUCCCAGUAGUUAUCCAUCUAAGUAGUCACAGACUGUGGACCAGUGAUUUCAACUGGAUGACUUCUUAAGAAGAACCUGGAACUUUUUAAUUCACUCAAGCUUGGGUUUUUUUCUUAUCCUUACCUAUUUAAUU